UUUUGCCCGUAAGCUCAGUAUCUCGUUUCUGGGCUUGGGCUGGAAGGGUGCGGUGUGGUGGAGUAAAGAAGAGGGAUGAAAUCCCUCCCCCCUCCGCCCCCUUUUGCUGCCGUCUCCUCCCCCUCGCGAGGUUCUGGGCUGCUACUUUAACUUUGCAACUCUAAACUUUUUUCCUGCCUUUUACCAGCAUGGGAGGAAACGUCACGUAGAGCGAGCGACAGGAGCCGAAGCCGAGGCAGAGAGCUGGGCAUUAGAUUUUUUUUUGCAUUUGUGUUUAUUUUCCUUGGCUUCCAAAGGGCAAAGGGCAGUGGGAAAGCGAGGCUUAAUUUCUGCAAGCAGCCUCCCUGUGUCCCGGGAUUUCGUUUUGGUUCGACAUGGGCAUACAGGAGAGCCCAGGGUCGAGAGGCUUCUUCGCCUCGCCGGCAAUCUUAUUGUAAAACCGCUCGCUGCCAGCUGUGGAUCUGCUUGUCUGGAAAGCCCGGAAAAAGCUAUCCGGGCCCUGGAACCGGGAUCCCCAGGUCCUGCUCUAACAUGCCAGUACUGGGGGUGGCCGAGGGGAGUCCCCUGCGCGAACCGCCGCCGCUCUCCUUGGAGCUCCCUCAGCGGAAGAGGCUCUUCCAGCCAGCAGCCCCCGAAGACCGAUGCAGCAGCCGCCCCGCUCCGGAGGGCGCCGGGGCUGCCUCGGGGAGCGAGCUUGGUCACUUCGAGAGACCCGCCAAAGGAGGAUGGUGCCGAACCUGCCAAGCCAAGUUGGCCGAGCUCAAGAGGCAAGCGGUGAAAUUGGCCGCAGGCUGCAACUCCCUGGCCCCGCCGGACCCACGAUUAUCAGCUUUAAUUUUUGACAAGCUUCAAGUGCCUGAAUACUUACAGAAACCCAGGGGUGAAGGGGAGAGCAGGUGUGAUAUUUGUGCAGCCCACCUGAACCAGCUGAAGCAGGAAGCCCUCCAGGUCAUCCACAGCCUCGACCAGAUCAGUUGCCAAGAGGCAGCAGACCCCCUGCAAAGUGCUGUGGCUGUAGCUGCUGUGCUGCCAAGGCUGACCUCCCAAAACGUGGUCACUGUGUCUUCGCAGAGGGACUUGUCUCUCGUGGCUGGGCAGGCGGGCAGGCAGGCGGGCAAAACUGCGAGCCUUUUCUCUGGGGCAGAGAAGAAGAAGGGAAUUGGGUGGCCGCAAGGUGCAGGAGGGUUCCCAAACUCCAGCGUUCAAGUGACUGUGGCUCCCAGUGGCCUUAGCGGAGCAUUGAGCUCAGUGACGAUCCAAGCUCAGCAGUACCUUGAGGGGAUGUGGAGUAUCUCCAGGAUGAACAGCUUUCUUCCUCAAGCUUGUCUAGAGGCAACAGCAGCAGAGUGUGGAAAGGACGGCUCCAAUAUUCAAGUCACCUCAGGGCAGAACAACUGUGAACAAACUGGGACUGGUGGGUCAUUGACUUCCCAGAGCCUGGUCACCCCUGCCGGCGUCUCUGCAGGUACUUCUGCUGCAGCAUCCUUCUUCAUAAGAGCCGCCCAGAAACUUAACCUGUCCUCGAAGAGAAAGAAGCAUCAUGCGCCUUUGCUACACUCCCAUGACUUCUCAGUCUAUGCCACUAAUUUUAGUGGCAUCCUGCGGAUGUGUCCUCCUCCAGCACCACCAUGCCUUUUAAGAGCUGUGUCGAAAGUCAAAGAAAAUCCAGGGAUUGGGAAGGUAAAAGUGAUGGUGAGAAUUUGCCCAUCACAAGGAACACACGACACAUCCGAAUCCAUGUCGUUUCUGAAGGUAGACCCGCGGAAAAAGCAGAUCACACUUUAUGACCCAACUGCAAGUAGUCCUUCCAAUGCUGGUCAUCGAAGAGGAGCUGUGGCCGUCCCAAAGAUGUUUGCCUUUGAUGCUGUAUUCCCCCAGGAUGCUUCCCAGGCUGAGGUUUGCUCCGGAACAGUUGCAGAAGUAAUCCAGUCCGUUGUGAAUGGUGCAGAUGGCUGCAUCUUUUGCUUUGGCCAUGUCAAGCUUGGCAAAUCCUACACAAUGAUUGGAAAAGAUAACUCCACCCAAAGCCUCGGUAUUGUUCCUUGUGCCAUCUCAUGGCUCUUCAAACUAAUCAAUGAGCGGAAGGAGAAGACUGGGACUCGUUUUUCGAUUCGAGUGUCUGCUGUGGAGAUCAGUGGCAAAGAUGAAAACCUUCAGGAUUUGUUAGCAGAAGUAGCCACCGGCAGUUUGCAAGACGGGCAGUCCCCGGGGGUCUAUCUGCGAGAGGAUCCAAUAUGCGGAACACAGCUUCAAAAUCAAAGUGAAUUAAGGGCCCCGACAGCAGAGAAAGCUGCUUUUUUCCUUGAUGCAGCACUGGCGGCCAGGAGCACUACCAAACCUGAGUGCAACGAAGAGGAUCGGAGGAAUUCACACAUGCUCUUCACCCUCCAUAUCUAUCAGUAUCGCAUGGAGAAAGGUGGCAAAGGGGGAAUGUCAGGAGGACGCAGCCGUUUACAUCUCAUUGACCUAGGAAGUUGUGAGAAGGUGUUAAGCAAGAGCCGAGAUGGAGGGGGUUCCCUCUGCCUGUCUCUGUCCGCCCUGGGCAGCGUCAUCCUGGCCUUAAUCAACGAUGCCAAACAUGUGCCAUACAAGGACAACAAACUGACCAUGCUGCUGAGAGAAUCCCUCGGAAACAUCAACUGCAGAACGACCAUGCUAGCUCACAUAUCCGAUUCCCCAGCAAAUUAUGCAGAAAGUCUCACGACAAUCCAGCUUGCCUCCCGUAUCCACAGGAUGAGGAAGAAGAAAUCAAAGUACGCAUCCAGCUCAUCUGGGGGUGAAAGUUCAUGUGAAGAGGGCCACAUACGAAGACCUCCUCACCUGAGACCAUUUCAUCCAAGGACUGUAGCUCUUGAUCCUGACAUUCCUGUACUGAACCUUUCCAGCGAGCCUGAUUAUUCCUCAAGCAGUGAACAAUCCUGCGACACUGUCAUCUAUGUGGGUCCCAAUGGUACCGCUUUGUCAGACCGGGAGUUGACGGAUAAUGAAGGUCCCCCAGAGUUUGUCCCCAUAAUCCCUUCCCUGAACAAGAAAAAAAGCAAGGACAACUUUGGUUUUGCGAAAAGCUCUGACAAAGACCAUUUUAAGUGCAACACUUUCGCAGAGUUGCAAGAACGGUUGGAAUGCAUUGAUGGAAGUGAGGAGCCUGCUAAAUUUCCUUGCGGGGAAGUCUCCACCAUGUCUUCCAGCAGCACCAUCCCAUUACGUAUAGAAAAUGGACAGCCCAAACCAAAACCAUCCUCUCCUCCUGGAGGAUUUAAAAAACCAACCUUGCAGGAAACGGGGCCUCCAAAAAAAGGGCACAACCUUUAUUUCCAACGCAGUGGCAACUGCUCCGAGAAGAAGAUACCUCCUGUAAAGAUGGAACAUGCGAAACAGCAAGCCAAGUCUGAAGGCAAGAGAGUGGACUCAGAUGGAGAGAAAGAGGCAGUGACUGAAUCCUACCAGUUACCAGCUGGUAAUGCUGCUAGAGGUCAAGAGCAAAGUCAAUCCAUUGCUGAACCCGUUGUAAAAGAAAAAUCCUUGUAUGCAAAGAGGCAGUUGCCCAGCCCUGCACCCCCACCCCCUCAGCAGCAGGGGUCUCCACUGAAGGCCAAACAACCAUAUGUGAAGUUUGACCACAGUAAUGCAAUCAGGACACCUCCCAUAGGAAUGAGUAAGCAAGUGGGUAGUGAAACUGAAUCUAACCCAGAAGGGAGCACCUUUUCGGCAACCAAGAACACAGAGCACCAAGGAGACAGUAUAGAAGUACAUAGGUUCAGGUCAUCUUUCCAAGGCAAAUGCUUUGACCGGGAUAUCCUGACGACGACAGUGACUUUGCAGCAGCCUGUGGAGCUCAAUGGUGAGGAUGAACUUGUCUUUACGGUGGUUGAGGAAUUGUCCAUCAGCGGGAUCUUGGACAAUGGAAGGCCUGCCAGCAUUAUCAGCUUUAACAGUGAUUGCUCACUGCAGGCCCUUGCAUCUGGCUCUAGGCCCGUUAGUAUCAUUAGCAGUAUAAAUGAUGAGUUUGAUGCUUACACCUCUCAGGCUAGUGCCACCGGUGUCAACAUUGAUAUUGUUGUGCCCUUUGCUGAGGACCCAUUCUCAAGCAGUAGCAGACGUUCCUCCAUCAGCUCAUGGCUAAGCGAAGUGAGCAUCUGUACGAUUCAAAGCGAUGGAAGCCGAUGCGGUGAUGGUUUUCUUGCACAGUCCUCUUACAGCUGUAGCAAGUCUAAGGAGCCAUUUAACAUAGGUUCUCCGAGUACUCCUGUUCCCUUGAAAGCCACCCUCAAUGACAGUGGCUUUUGCUUUUCAGAGCUGGAGAGCAAGAGCAUGAUUUCAAGCAAAACAUCGCCAGAUGUCAACAGAAGUCUUCAAAACUCCGACGUAACCAAAGCAUCUCAGACAGAAAGUGCUCUUUGCAUCACCGAUCAGCCAACAAAAGUUAGGCCUUCCAACUCUCAAAACACACUUGUGAUAGAAACAAUACACUCCAGUCUUCCUCGUAGAACAAAAGCUACCUCGUCUUCGACUCACAACAACAACACCCUCAGUUAUAAAGAACUACAAAAGCCACAUGUGAUGUUUGAAGAUCCUUGGCUAGUUCGAGUAGAUGAUCAUUUGGAACCAAGUACUGUAGACUUGUUGACUUCUCCAAAUUCUUACACGUUCAGUACUGAGAAGCAGUCAGUGAAGACCACCACCCAGCAAUUUGGUGGCUCGGCUAGGCCAACAAAAUCCCAGACAAUGCUUGCAUGCUCACAGAGGAUUGUGGAUGGUUGCGAAAUGGUUUGCAAACCUUCCAGCGGAGCUGCUAAAAAAUCUGAAGCCAUCACAAAAAUGCCACAGCUCAAAAGAGGCGCCACCACACUGGGUGUGGUUCCUGUGUCAUACAGCAGUGGUGCAGCUGCAGAAGGUACAAGCAGGGGAAGUUCUGAAGCUGGUUUUGCCACCGGCAGCCUGAAAAAGAAAACUGGACAGCAAAAAUCUAGCAUGUUACCCCGACCAAGUGGGACAAUACCUCCAGCACCCCCAGUGCGCAAAUCAAGCCUUGAGCAGAAAAAUGGCAGCAUACCAAACAAUGGGGGGAAAGUUGCAGGAUUGGACCUUGCUAGGGUCACUACAGAAAAGAAUGAGGAUGAGGUCGAUUUGAGACUGAGAGCUGGAUCAUGUGCUGCCGAUAAUGUAAGCAGCAGAGGCAAUCUCAAGGGAGACCACUCUUUGCCAAAAGCAACCUCAAGUUUGAAAGCAAAGGCAUCAAAAAAUGAAGCCGUCCAUCGGUAUGGGAGCCACAUGUCCCUGGAAAGGUGUGACAGCCUGAUGUCUGUGGGAUCCAAGGCCAACCUGAAUAGGGAAAAUGGCAGUGGCAGUAUUAGCAAUGGCAGAAAUGGUCGGUUGGUCCCAAGGCUGGGAGUUCCUCCUGUCGCAUCUAGCCUGACAUCGCCUCCGUCAUACACACCUUUUCCUAGCAAAAAUAGUCAGGCAAAAAGUGCUGCAACCCAGAAGGCUCCAGCCAGUGGGAAUAAGAGCCGCAGCCUUUCAGCCAGUGGGUCCAAGUCUUUGAGCUCCUCUGUGAAAUCAUUAGCUCAGUCUGUUGGGAAGACCUCUAGCAUUCCCUUGAGUGGGAAAGCAACCCCACGCUCUGUGCAAGGGGUAAGCAGCAAACCUGGCCGAGGAACCAUUAUGGGAACUAAGCAGGCCAUCAGGGCAGCCAACAGUCGUGUUAAUGAGUUGGCAUCGGGCAGUUCAGUCAAGGUGAGCCAUUUCCGGGUCUCAACAGACUCAGAUAGCGGCAAUGACAGUGGAAUCAAUCUGAGUGAUGAGAAGUCACAGAUCCUGGCGCUGCCAUCUCCGUACAGCAAGAUAACUGCCCCAAGGCGGCCUCAGCGCUAUAGCAGUGGGCAUGGGAGCGAUAAUAGCAGUGUCCUGAGUGGGGAGUUGCCACCAGCAAUGGGCCGAACGGCUCUUUUUUAUCACAGUGGUGGCAGCAGUGGCUAUGAAAGUAUGAUCCGUGACAGCGAAGCCACUGGCAGUGCAUCCUCUGCACGUGAUUCCAUGAGCGAAAGUGGGAUGUCUUCACCAGGUCGCAUGAGGAGUUUGAAAUCCCCAAAGAAAAGAUCAACAGGUUUCCAGCGCCGUCGACUGAUCCCAGCUCCUCUUCCUGAUUCUGCGUCCCUAGGGAGAAAGCAGAGUGUCACCGGCCAGUGGGUUGAUCUACCACCCUUGCCGGGCACUUUGAAAGAGCCAUUUGAAAUUAAAGUUUAUGAGAUUGAUGAUGUGGAGCGAUUACAGCGGCACAGACAAGAAGAAACGGAGGUCAGCACAUAUUUUACGCCGUUCCAGGAUGUUGAAAAGGGUCUGAUAUAUUUUAACACCAAGCUGAAGAUCCUGGAGAGGCGCCACCAGCGGAUUAGAGAAGUGAAAGCAAAGCACGAAUCCUUGAAAGAUGAGUUGGAGGAAACAAAGUGUAGGUUGAUGUUGGAUCCAAGCAAGUGGAAAGGAGAGUUUGAGGUUGACCAUGGUCUUGAUAAGGAAUCACAAGAUUAUCUGGAGGCAUUGGAACAAGUGACUGAUGAACUGGAGCAGUGUGUGAAUCUGUGCAAGUCACAUGUCAUGAUAGUCACCUGCUUUGAUAUUGGGAUGACCUCUGACACCCAGGAUGGAGCACGGGAAGUGGAAGUUUGAAGGUGAUUUGCAAAGAGACUUUGAGGAGAUAGAGCCAAACUUUCAAAAGAUAGAGUGGUGGUUGAAAUACAUGUGUUGGAAAGCGGAGGUGGAAACACGAAGACUCGACGUGACAAAGAAUGUUGUCAAAGCCUGGAGGAAUUAGAAUGUUCUAAACCUUUAUGGUGCCUCAGCAACCUAUGAAAUGUACAAAGAUCAACCUGAUUUUCUAGUAGAGGAAAGCAGAACAAAAUCUAUUAAGAAACAACUCUGAAAAACGGAAGUGCCUUUUUACUGUUCAUUGUUGACUUGUUUUCUGGAUUUUGUAUUUGUUGCUAGAAUUGAAACCAGCAAAUCUAAACAGACCAUAAAAUGUAUUCCUAUGAAAUAUUUUAUACUGUAUAGUGUAAUUUAUGACUAUAUGUAAAAACAAAAAUUGUAGCAAAAGCAAUAAGUAAAUUAUGUUUUUCAUACCUGAAUUUGCCUCCUUGUUUCAUGGAAAAGCUGGUUUAUGUAGCAGAACAAAAAAAAAUUGUAUUAUAAUUGCUUUUUCAUGGUUUAGGAUUUGAGAUAUUUUUAUGAACAUUUAUCUAUUGGAAAGGUGUAUAAUUCCAGAGAACCUGGUUUGUAUUCAUUUUUUGUACUCUUCCUUUUUCAGAUCACGAUGGACAUGUUUUAUUCCAUGUUUUGUAUACAAAUAUUAGGGCUGAAAUGUUUGGUUACUUAAUCGGUUAAAUGAAUCGAUUAAAAACCUUACAAUUGAUUUAAAAAGGUGCCUCCUGAUCAAUUGAAUAUUUGUAAAAUAUUGUUUAAACUUGUUUUGAAUACAGAUACAUAGCAAAAAAUUAGGAUGGCAGACAUCCUCAUAGAAAAGAUUCUCCCUGUUCUCUCUCAGCCAGGCAAAAAUUCCUCUUCUAAAGGGAGCACUUGCUACAAGUUUGCAUAACUUUUUAAACAAAGAAGAUAUGUCCCCCCAGAACUCUUGUUUUAUUUGUAUGCAGAUAUACAUAGUUUUAGCCCUUUAAUUGUUUGAUUAAUGGUCUAAAAAUACUCAGUUAAUCAGUUUAAGAUUUCUUUAAUCAGUCCUAAUAGAUAUAUUUAACUGUUUAACUACUUCCAUGGGCUGUAUUCCUAAAACUGCUUUGUCCAGAGUGGCCCAAUUGGGAUUACAUGUCACUAGGUGUACUUGGGAAGAGUGAAGCAAGCGUAAGCAGUAAGAGCCUUGGUAACCAAGGGCCAACCUAUAUACAUUAUUAUAUGCAUUAAACACCUUCAUUAAAAUCUCAGCUUUCCAGUCAAAGCCAUUUGGGGAUUGGGUGAUUUUCAGCAGGGAAGCAGUGAUAGGGAGAGGGUGCUUAACCCCUUACCCACCUGUUGCUUUUCCUCUCCCUCAGGAAGAGGAGUUAAAUCAGAGAAGCAACAGGAGGAUGUGGGUUAAGCACUCUAUUCAGCCAUUUUUUUGCUGAAAAUUUCAUCAAAGUGUCUUUAAAAGAAAACGGCUACAAGGGCAUUUAUACAGGCGUUCCUGUGUGACAUGUAGGCCACAUUCACACGGUACAUUUAUUCCACUAUUAUUCCACUUUGAACAGUCAUGGCUUCCCCUCAAGAAUCUUGGGAAAUGUAGUUGUGAAGGGUGCUGAGAACUGUUAGAAGACUAUUCUCACAGAGCUACAAUUCCCCGAGUGGUUUAACAGCCAGUCUCUCUUCCCAGAAAACUCUAGGAAUUGUAACUCUGUGAGGGAAAUAGGAGUCUCUUAACAACUCUCUGCACCUUUCACAAGCUACCCUUCCCAAGAUUCUUUGGGGGAAGCCAUGACUGUUUAAAGUGGAAUAAUCGUGGAAUAAAUGUAUGGUGUCAAUGCGGUUGUAGUUGGGCCCUAACUUUGAUAAAUGACCUCAUUCAUCACUGACCCCCUUCUUUUCUAAAAUUCCUUAACCCAGGGGCUGGCAUCAUAUGGCCUACACACACACACUGUAUCAGUCCCAGGAAGAUUUUUCAUUAGAAAAGCUCCACCCCACCCCCCAAAAUGACAACCCUUCCGCAUGGUAUGGGGUGCCUGGUGGCUGCAUGGCCAGGGAUGUAAAGCCUUCUUGAGUUGGGUAUGGAUUUAAAGUUGCCAAUGCCUGCCUUAAUGUAUUCUAACCUGAAGAAGUCUGUAAACAACACUGUGGCUUUUCUCUCUCUAUUUUUCUCUUUCUGAGUGCAGGAAUUAUGUUUAUUACCAAAAUCACAAGGAAGUGGGGUAAAAAUGUUUCUUUUUUUCUUUUUUAAAGUAAAUAUUAAGUUAGUUCCAUAUUUUUGUAUAGUUUUGACAAUAAAUAUAGUAUUUGCAUUUUAUGAACGUUUUAUGAAAGGCAAAUAUAACUUUUUACAGUUUUUCUAAGGAAGGCAAACUCUCAGGAUUCUUUAUACAUGCUGCAUGAAUCUUGUGCUUUUUUUGAAGGAAACCACUUUUAAGGUGGAGACUGUUGAUAAACUGUUGCCAAACAAAAUUAACUUUCGAAAUGGUUUGAUAGUGUAUGUAAUAAUCGCAUUUCAUAAGGAACCAUAUUUUCUGAUCAUCUUCUUUGUACGGGGUUGGUUUUUUUCACCCAAAAUCCUUUGUAUAAAUGUAUACUAUAAUGGCUUGCUUCAGCUUUUC
Messenger RNA from Rhineura floridana, 9284 nucleotides. It is a transcript of the gene KIF26A, whose product is annotated as kinesin family member 26A. The transcript is spliced from 16 exons. The record is from RefSeq and is a predicted model, not a curated record. Gene Ontology annotation, biological process: microtubule-based movement. The coding region runs from base 532 to 6663 and encodes 2043 amino acids. NCBI's taxonomy places the organism in Eukaryota, Metazoa, Chordata, Lepidosauria, Squamata, Rhineuridae. Gene Ontology annotation, molecular function: ATP binding; microtubule binding; microtubule motor activity.